CUGUGUUCGCACACUCCAUGUUCCGAUCCGAUCGUCCAAGCCAACAAAAAUUUGUUUGUUUUCCCGCAAUUUUAUAUUCGUUGUUGUGCCCUUUGUGGAAAUUGACUGGAACACCCUUCUCUUUCUCUCUCGUCGGCUUUUGCUAAUUGGUAAUUGCCACUCUCCGGUGGUCUCCAGCUCCACCAACCAAACUCCGAUCUUUGCCAUUUCAAAGCCGUGUGUAGCUGCAAAACAUCAUUUCCUGCUCUGGGGGUUUGUCUUUGCAAAACUUCACCAGUCAUUGCAGUUUAGUUACUGUCGUCGUCAUUGUUGAAUGCAGGUACCUGGGUUAGUUCUGUCUUCUUGAUCAAAUUUCACUAGAUUUGAUUUUCUUGGUAUAUUCUUUUACCAUUUUUGCUCUUUGUUUGGAUUCAAUUCUGAGAUACUCAAGAAGACUCUAUGGUUGUCAAGAAAACCGUUUGUCAUCGGCGGUUGGCGUGCAGGUGUUUCGGGUAGAACGGAGAGUUUUGUUUUGAGGAUGUGGUUUCUGUAGAUAUUGAUCUUUGAGCAAAAAUGGGGUUUUAAUGCUUCGGAAGUUUAUAGUUUUACAGCGUUCUGUGCCCAUUUUGGUUCCAACCGAGUUGAUUUGGCAAUGAUGUUUAGUAGAUACUCAUGGGUUCGCAAUUUAUGGAUUUGAGAGAUUGUAUCACUGGAUGCGUUUUUGUGGAAACGCACUUCGAUAAUUUGUAUAGGACACUAGACUGAUGUUACUGUCUCACAGUACCAGGAUGUUUGAGAUGGUCACUAGUUUCAAUCGGAGUAUGUCCGACCAUUUGACCCUGAGGUCUUUGAGUUUUAACAGCUCAGGAGCUGCUAGCCACUGUAAGAGCUGGGUCUCGCGAUCGUUCCAUGGUCUUCUUGUGAUUGGUUCGUUGGUUUCAUUCCUUUUAGCAAUGGGUUGCGGAUAUCUGUAUGUUUUCCCCAGUUUCAGUCAGGCGAUUCAUGGAUCCGGGAUUUCCAAAUCCAACAGUUCGACUGAGACUUGCAAUGUUUUCCAUGGAAGCUGGGUCCAGGAUUAUAGUUAUCCACUGUAUAAUAGCUCACAAUGUCCUUUUGUAGAACGAGGGUUCAAUUGCUUGGCUAAUGGGAGGAAAGAUAGAGAUUAUCUCAAGUGGAGGUGGAAGCCCAAGAAUUGUGAUAUCCCAAGGUUUAAUGUACAUGUGGUUCUGGAGAAGCUCCGGGGAAAACGGGUUGUUUUGGUUGGCGAUUCCAUGAGUAGAACACAGUGGGAAUCUUUGAUAUGUUUACUGAUGACUGGGGUGGAGGAUAAGAAGAGCGUUUAUGAAGUUAAUGGGCAGAAAAUCACGAAGCAGAUUCGGUUUUUGGGUGUAAGGUUCAGUUCCUUUAAUUUCACUAUUGAGUUUUACCGUUCAGUUUUCCUGGUGCAGAGUGGCUGGGUGCCUAAAAAUGCACCAAAGAGGGUUAAGUCGACAUUGAGGCUGGACAAGUUGGAUGAUAUCAAUAAACAGUGGAUCAAUUCGGAUGUUUUAAUUUUUAAUACAGGGCAAUGGUGGAACCCCGGGAAGAUUUUUUCAAUGGGCUGUUAUUUCCAGGUUGGUAAAUCAUUGAAGCUUGGGAUGUCAAUAAAUAAUGCCUUCAGAGUUGCAUUGAACACUUGGGCAUCAUGGGUUGAGACAAUGGUUAACAUGAACAGGACACAAGUCUUCUUUCGGACCUUUGAAGCCUCUCAUUGGAGCGGCCAGAGCCAUAGAUUUUGCAAGGUGACCCGUCGCCCAAUGUUGAGAACCAGAGGAAAGGACAGAAGUCCAUUUUCAGCUAUCAUCUCAGAGGUGGUCCGGAAGAUGAAAGUUCCUGUAACAGUUCUGCAUGUAACACCCAUGGGGGCCUACCGAAGUGAUGCACAUAUAGGCACUUGGAGUGACACUCCAUCAGUGCCUGACUGUAGCCAUUGGUGUCUUCCUGGAGUUCCUGAUAUGUGGAAUGAGAUUAUCUUCUCAUAUCUUCUUGCAGGGGGUGGACUUUCUUUGCAAUGAACAAGAGCCCGAUCUGGGAGGAGAUAUAGUACGUUGAAGACCCCAGAGUUUAAGCUGAUUGUAACAGAAAUUGUUCAAUAACUAAAUUCUUGUGUGAAGAAGCACUAAAUUCAUUUUACAGCGUACAGAAAAUUGUUUUCCCCACUUUUCUGAUGAUUGAUCCAGAUUUGGAUAAUGGAUUUGUGGCUGUAUCAAUCAGAAGUAGUGAGAUAAAGUACAACUUUUGUAGCAUUGUACUUGCUAUUGUGUACCAUACCAUUUUUUGGUGUAUAGAUUUCCCUUGAAAUGGUAUAAUGGAAUUUUUCCUUGUGGCAGAUGGUUAGUUGAUUUUGUUUGUCUUGUUUAA
This is a messenger RNA of Nelumbo nucifera (sacred lotus), 2379 nucleotides long. Its product is annotated as protein trichome berefringence-like 7. The record is from RefSeq and is a predicted model, not a curated record. Lineage: Eukaryota; Viridiplantae; Streptophyta; Magnoliopsida; Proteales; Nelumbonaceae. Gene Ontology annotation, molecular function: O-acetyltransferase activity. Gene Ontology annotation, cellular component: Golgi apparatus.